Chelmon rostratus (copperband butterflyfish) is the source of this 8760-nucleotide messenger RNA. It is a transcript of the gene mbtd1, whose product is annotated as mbt domain containing 1. Lineage: Eukaryota; Metazoa; Chordata; Actinopteri; Chaetodontiformes; Chaetodontidae. Gene Ontology annotation, cellular component: nucleus. The transcript has 17 exons. Gene Ontology annotation, biological process: regulation of DNA-templated transcription. Bases 107 to 2215 code for a protein of 702 amino acids. Gene Ontology annotation, molecular function: zinc ion binding. The record is from RefSeq and is a predicted model, not a curated record.
AUUCAUUUAGACUUUGGUCUUUCAAAGCCAAAUUUAUCCCCAGCAUAGGGGUUUGAUUUGCAUUGGGCAGCACAGUUAACUAGAACGUUAUCUAUAUGAAGGGCUGAUGGAAGACACAAGGGAUUUGGCUGAACGCACCCCACGUUCAGAGCGUAAGCGGAGAGACUCGUACGGGAUGUUUGAUGGCUAUGACAGCUGUAGCGAGGAGUCCACCAGCAGCUCCAGCUCAGAGGACAGCGAGGAUGAAGUGGUGCCCUCCAUCCCUGCCAGCCUGCCCAUCAUCAAGAACAAUGGCCAAGUCUACACCUACCCCGAUGGCAAGGCUGGAAUGGCCACUUGUGAGAUGUGUGGAAUGGUUGGAGUACGAGAUGCUUUUUACUCAAAAACCAAGCGUUUCUGCAGCGUGUCCUGUUCAAGGAGUUAUUCCUCAAAUUCCAAAAAAGCUAGCAUCUUGGCAAGACUCCAGGGCAAACCACCAACAAAAAAGGCGAAAGUCUUACAGAAACAGCCUCUUAUGGCAAAGUUGGCAGCUUACGCCCAGUACCAAGCAAGUCAACAGAACCAGGCCAAAUCAAAAGCUGUGGUCCCUGCAGAGAGCUUUGACUGGGGUCGGUAUAUCUGUAGCAGUAACACGACUGGAGCUCCAGUCAGCUGUUUCAAGCACGCCCCUAUGGGGACAUGCUGGGGAGACAUAGAGGAAGGAGUGAGGCUUGAAGUACUCAACUCCGAUAUCAACCUGUCCACUAAAGUGUACUGGAUAGCAGAAAUCAUUAAGCUAGCAGGGUUCAAGGCUCUCCUGCGGUAUGAGGGCUUUGACAACGACACCAGUAAGGACUUCUGGUGUAACCUCUGUAUCCCUGAGGUGCACCCGGUGGGAUGGUGCGCAUCAAGCGGCAAACCCCUUGUACCUCCGAAAACCAUACAGCAUAAGUACUCUAACUGGAAAGCCUUUCUUGUGAAGCGUCUCACUGGAGCUAAAACACUGCCACCUGACUUUAAUUCCAAGGUACAUGAGAACAUGCAGUUCCCCUUUAAGAAGCUGAUGCGGGUAGAGGUGGUGGAUAAGAACUACCUGUGCCGGACACGGGUGGCGCUGGUGGAGCAGGUAAUCGGAGGUCGCCUCAGGCUGGUCUAUGAAGAGAGCCAGGACAGGUCAGAUGACUUCUGGUGCCACAUGUUUAGCCCCCUCAUCCACAAUAUAGGCUGGUCGCGCAGCAUCGGACACCGCUUCAAACGGUCCGAUAUUGCGAAGAAAAUUGAUGGUCAAGUUGAUGCUCCUGCACAGUUCUUCCAGAAGGUGAAAGAUGUGGACCAGGGUGGGGAUUGGUUUAAAGACGGGAUGAAGUUAGAAGCCAUUGACCCCCUCAACCUCUCAGCUAUAUGUGUAGCCACUGUAAGAAAGGUGUUGGCAGACGGGUACCUCAUGAUCGGGAUCGAUGGUUCGGAGGCAGUGGACGGAUCAGACUGGUUCUGCUACCACAGCACCUCCCCCUCCAUCUUCCCUGUCGGCUUCUGUGAAAUCAAUGACAUUGAACUCACGCCCCCUAGAGGGUACACUAAACUGCCAUUUAAAUGGUUUGACUACCUCAGAGAAACGGGUUCAAUAGCUGCUCCUGUCAAGCUCUUUAACAAGGAGGUUCCCAAUCAUGGUUUCCGACAAGGCAUGAAACUAGAGGCUGUCGAUCUAAUGGAGCCACGGCUGGUAUGUGUUGCCACGGUGACGAGGAUUGUGCACCGGCUACUGAGGAUCCACUUUGACGGCUGGGAGGAUGAGUAUGACCAGUGGGUUGACUGCGAGUCACCUGACCUCUACCCUGUGGGCUGGUGCCAGCUGACGGGCUACCAGCUCCAGCCUCCCGCCUCGCAGAGUAACAGGGAAAUGCCUCAGUCUGUACCCAAGCAGAAGAAAAAGGCCCAGCAGUACAAAGGACAAAAGAAAAAGAGGAAGAUUCCAGUUGGUCGGCGGCCCUUCAGUCAGGCAGGCAGGAGGAGGAGCAGCUUCUCGGGAGACGAAGAGCAGAGUCCACCCCCUUACCCUGCCCAGGGGCCCACUCGGCCCCGACCCCGAACACACCUCCACCAAACCCACAAAUCAGAGUCUCUCCUGCGAAUGAAAGAGGAGACGGCAGAGGUGGAUGAGUUUACCUUCUCACAGGGCACCUCCGACCAGGAGAGCAACGGCUCGGGCAGCUACUACAUCAAACAGGAGCCCUGAGGUCACAAAGUCAGGACAGAGCAGGAUGAACCGGGUCGGGACACACCUCUGGAAACCCCCAGCGAGGAUCAGGAAUGUGGAGAGUCAAACUAGCCUUGAAUCACACUCAGACCAACGCCACAGGCCUUCUAUGGAGUCAGAACAGGAGACAGCGAGGACGAGGAGGGGGUCAUUUUCAUUCUUCUGAAAAAUCCUGAAGGGAACAAUUUUCUAACCUUGUAGCUGUGCGUGCACAUAAUCACUCACGAAACCUUUACGAUUGGUUGGAAAGCACCCAGGGUCGGACCUGGGUCACACACAUUUGGGCAUUCUCUUUCGUAACGACGCAACAUCGGUCUUUCCUCUCCAGUCUGAAACAUCCAGCCAGACAGGAGACGUCUGGGUGGAUCAUUAAAAACAACCCCUUCUCGACAGAAACGGGGGUCCCGCAAGCCGACAUCAGCCCACCCUGCCUCUGCCACAAUCUGGGCCGCGCACAGAGACCUGUAGAAACUGUGAGAACCAUUUAUUGAGCCAGGUCUUAAGUUUUGUUUUUGUUUUUGUUUUGUUUUGUUUUCAGGUCAGAGUCAGUCACUGAGCGGCCUGAGGAGAGAAGAGAGGCUGGCAGUGAGUGGGACAGAGUUGUGCAUAUUUUCAUUAUUUUCUUCUGAACAAUUUUGCCAGGUGGACUUUUACUUUGUUAAUAGUACUUGAAGUUUUUUUUUUUCUUUUAUUUUGUAAUGAUUUUGGAGUUGUUUUUGUCUUAAUGUACUUAUUUUGCAUUUACAUUUUUGGUGGCUGUGUGGGGAAACUUAUGUGCAUUGUUUCAUAAAAGUGAUGAUAUUCAUAUAGUAUGUGGAGACCUAUUCAAAUAGAACUACAGAGUAUAGAUAUUAAGGAUUGUGGUUUGAGGAGAGAUCUGCUGCUCAGCAUUACUGACACUGAUCUCGUUUUUUUGUUUGUUUUUUCAUUUUGUUUUUGUUUGUCCAGUAUUGACCACAAGACUCCACAGCUGCAUUAGUUUCCGAUUCAAACAUUACAGAACCAAAGUCUGAUCCGAGCUCAACAAUAUCGCUCAUACUGGGGCUUUGUUACCACAGCAACCUGCGGGUUUCAUCAAAGCCACAAAAAUGAAAUAGAUGUCAGCCUCAAAUCAGGAUGCAACAAAAAUGUGAUCGUCAUGGAUACUAUUUUUGAUUAUUUGUUCAUUUAGACUGGAAAAUAGGGACAAAUGGCCAUUAAAAUUUCUGAAUUUCAAAUAUUCAGUCAUUUAUGAGAUAACACAGAGACGCGAAGCCUAGCCCUUCCAUUUGAGAUGUUUGAACCAGCGUCUUUUUGGGAAUUUUUAAAUUACAAAUGAUUCAAAUUGUUGUUGAUACAUUUUCUAAUUAAUCGAUUAAGCUACGAGUUGUUUCACCAUUAAAAAGUGUUUUUUGUCUUUUGUGUUUAUGACAGCUGUGAGGUGACAUUUAACAAGCAUGGUGCAGCUUUAAACAGUAAUCCAUGUCGUGCAUUUGUUGCUGAGAUUAGUCCUUACAGUUGUUUUAUUUAAUGACAGAAAUCCUCUUGCACAUUGCAUUGAGCAUCAGUUUGUACAACUUAAUAUCCCUCAGCUAUAUUAAGGGGGCAUUGUGGGGAAUAUCUGGUUUUUACUACUACUUAAAUGUCCACAUUUGGAGCUGUAACACCCCACCAAAUCUGGCACAAACAUUCCGUCACGGUCCAGCCGGUAAACCGGCCUGUAGGUUGCUAUAGAUUAAACAGACCACGAUAAGCUUGAACAAGAGAGCUAACGGUGUUGGCUGGCUUUGAUUGCUCAAUGUGGAGCUUUAGGGACCUAUCGCAGUAAUCACAACCCCCACAAUACCUCUAACUGGAUUAGUAGCUGCUGCAGCAAGCAUUCAGCAGUGCUAAUGAGCCCAGGAGAUAACCGUUGUCUUCCUCUAUUAAAAAAACUAGCAGAAAUGUACAAGUUGUGAGACUUUGUGCUGUAAUGUUGAACAGAAGUUAUGAAGCUGUGGAGAUAAAAAGCUUUUUUUUUUUUAAAUAAAACAAAAUCACCUGAGUUUUAAAGAAAUACUAAAUGAGAACAAAUUUGCAUAGUGUGACUGUAAGUGAGCAGCAGGGUAUGUUGUAUAAAAGAGAAACCUUACUGGUAUGAUAGGGUACAGUCUGACAUGUUAUUCCCGCUGUCCAACGCUACAGGACGUACUUUGACCUUUACAGUUUGGAUGUAGCUGCUGUCAGGGAGCAACCUGUCUUAUUGGACAGACAGACAACACAACUGACCAAUUCUGGCCUCAUAUCAGUCAAACUGUACAGCGUAUGAAAAGGUUGUGGAUGCUGGCAGGUGCAUCGCUUUGAUAACGUCAAAGGUUGCGCGACGGCAGUGAGAUUCAGAUUGCAGACACAGGUGCUUCUGUUCUGCUUUGGACCACAUCUGCUGUGUUUAUGCCCAGAGCGUCCUUAGAUAUCCAUCUGGAACUCUUUUUCAUUUAUAUGGAGUCUGGAGUAUGAUACCAGACCCUGACUUACCCCACCUUUAAGCUAGGCUCGACUCUGUGUUAAAUUAUAGUCAGUCAAUACAUUAAAAAGUUUUUAUUUUCUUUUUUAACUAAAUAGACCAAAAAAAUGAAGGAAUUGGCUGAUUAAUGCGAGCAUUUUCUAAUUCUGUCUUUAAAUUCUAAACAGAAUGAUGGCAUUCAUUUUUAUUUAAGACAGAACCCACAGAUUUCUACAGGAGCCCUGAUUGGCCAGUUAUCAUGUUUUUAUAGGACUCUGGCCAAUCAGACAUCAUGUAAUAUUGAGGUGUGUAAACAACUUUGACUUCUGAUAAGUAAAUGGGAUAACAAAGUAAAAAUUGAAAAUCUUUUUGAAAAAUAAUUUUGCGAGUCCAAUUUGAAAUGUAAAAAAACCCAAAUGCUAUUAAUGUACUAAUAUAAAACAGAAGGUACAUAACACGUAAGAAUAAUCCUUUGAAAAAACUAAAUGUAUUCUUUGACUAUAAUCCAACACUGAAAAUGUGGCACACUCAAAACUCCAUUCAUUCAGCAUUUGUAGCAUCAAACUUUGGUUUCUGUCAUUGAAAAUAAGAGGUUGGACUCCUGUCUCAUUAAGAGAAAAGCAGAACCUCUGCCUUGGUUAAACAGUCUUAUAAUCAAGCGGUUUUGUACAAAUGCGACAAAGAAUAUGUUAAGUAUGUUAUUAGGUUCAUAUGCAACGCAUUAGUGUUUUUCUAUUGCUUAGGUUUCAUGUCAGAGCCAUAUGUAUGCAAGCUAGUUUAUGAUUCACCUGAGCCACAGAAUAACAGGUUUGUUGUUAAUAAUAUAACAUGAACAAUGCACUGCUUUACCAAUAGUCUCUGAGGGCAGCAUUCACAUAAGACGACAGGAUCUAAAAGUGGCAUAAAUACAUAGAUUCUAUAUAUAUACAUAUAUAUAUUCUUCAUGACUAUGAUGGUAUGGAGUAACAAAUCCUGAUUAGUCAGAAAUCCAUGCUUGGCCGUGGAAAAGACAAGACUCCUUCAUUCUUCUUAGAGCUAGAUUUUUGCAGCUGUUUAUCUACUACCUCCUGAUGCUAGCCACGUUUAGCUAAAACAAGAGUAUGAAAUAGACUAUGGCAGUGUGUUAGCAUAUGCAAAUGGAAAUGAAUACCGAAAAUGGUCCACUUGAAGACUAGGCACCAAACACGGAAGAAUUUUAUCACAGCACAUGAGGUAGUCUUCUAAUUUGAAUGAUGCAAUAAUAAUAGAUCCCAUAUUAUUUUGCUAUGUUAAAUAAAAUACAACUUAUAGCACCCUCAAAUGUCAUGAUCACUACAUUAAUAUAAUUAACAUAUGAGAUAAUUUAACAAAAUGGUAUUGUAUAACUGUGAUUUUUGUGAGCAAGGGUUGGUAAUACAGAAUACUCAGUGUAUGGCCAAAGGCUGUAUUGAAAUGCAGAGCAGAUUUAAACUUCUCAGUGACGGUAAAAGAUCCAUAAUUUCUCUUUCUACCAGUAAGGUUCAUGAUUAAAUUCUCAGGAAGUUUGUGUUUCUUUUUUUGGUUGUAGGGGUCAUAAGUACAAGUCUGAAUCAGCUCAAAGGUGUCUACAUCUUGUGCAUCUCGCUGUGGAAGCAAAGAAGUGCCUUAAAAAGUAGAAUCUUUAAAGCGACUGAAAUAAUAGGAGUGAGGUUGAACCCUUGUUGGUUACCUGAAAUUUAAAUACCACUGAAUAUGAUCCUCUGAAAACCAGCUGUCUGAAUUUAGGUGGUUUUAAAUCUUUGGAGUUUCCAGCAGAGGCUUUCAAGUGGUGCCAUACGAAACGCUUGAUUUAAAAAAAUGAUUUGUUUCAGUUGUUGGAUGUUGUAUUUUUUUGUGCGGGGUUAGCACAUUCAAAUAGAAAAAUCAUCUGUGCCGUUUUCAAAAUCAGUACUCUGGUUCAUUUUAAGUUGAAAAUCUUGUUCAGAUAAUCAUUUUGUGUGAGAUGUUGUUGAAUGAGGUGAUUUAUCUUGUUAUAUCAGGAGCUGUGGGCUCUGAAAAUUAGUCAGGUUCUGAAAAUGAUCCAAAAAAUGUAAGUAAGGUCUAAAAGUCAGGUUGCUCAAAUGAGCUCGGUGGAAUUCAGACUGAAAAUUUCAAGAUGUUUUUUUUAUUUUAACUUGUGAGCAAACACAAGAAUAAUAAAAUCCAGCUUCAGGUUCAGGUGUUCGGUUGCUUUCAGGAUUCUAAUUAUCAGGGCGUUUGUUUGCUUCCAUACUAUUCAAACAACAAAGGUCUUAUCACUCACAAUGUCAUGUGUUUUUGUCGAUUGUGUUUUAGUCUGUCUUCAUGUUAAAUUCUACAUUUGAGUGACAAAAACACACAACAAUUUUUGUUGCUUUUUUUUAGUUUGAUUUGCUUUCUGUAUCUUCCUGUGUGAGAUUUUUUUUUUCUACCAGUCUCCUUUUUAAUUUGUCUCCUGAUCAGAUUGGAUACGAAGCUGAGCUGAAAAGCUAAGCUUCUCACACCAAAUGAGCAAUAAAAGACAGUGUCUCACAAUCAUUUGAAGCAGAUGGGUUUCAGGUUAGGAUCUGUCAUUGGGGUUAUUUCCCUCUGGUGUUGGAAGACAGAAAGAAGCAUUAAAGUACUUCAUGACCAAACUGCAUUAAUAUCUUAGUACAAAAAUGAAAAAAAGACUGUUCUAUGGGCUAACUGCUGCUACCCUCCUCUAGAUUAACCCUAAAUAAUCAAAUGCACAAUCAACACUGUUUUGGAUCUUCUGUUUCUCACUUUUCCUUGUAGAUAUUCAACUUUCUUGUUUCACCUUGAUCCCAAAAUCUAAAAAUGGAACAAGUUUGACCUCCGUUCUCGGGUAGCUGUGUUCCUCACGCGUUUGGGCAUCAGUAGCUGGAGGUGGAAGCCAGGAGCUGAUUUGGGAUUGGGUGCACUGAUCAACUGAAUGCAUGUAGAACAGAACUUGUUGUGCCGAUGUCGUGCAGAGCUCGUUUUUUCUUUUCUUUUUUUGUAACCGUCAUUGGUUGUUCUUCAGUCUGUCUGUGUUUCUCCUCCUCCACUGUGAUCAGAAAAUGUGCGGAAGCCCAUUUCUGCCAAGAAAAGAAAAUAGAUUAAAAGUUAAGCAUGAUAAAAAAGAAAAUCAUGCUAAAUCCAAUUUUUUUAAACAAAACUGAGAUAUUAAGUCAAAACUUGGACUAAAGCAAAAAAUUACAAUUUAAAUUUAAUUAUGACAGAAAUUUAAAAAAAAUUCUGUCAUAAUAUUGUAACUCAUAAUUUUGAUUUGAAGUUGGACUUUUUCAUGAUUAUUUAUGGACUAUUUCAUUAUUUUGACUCAGAAUAUAAUUUUGGCUCAGUGUACAAAACUGUGAUGGACAAAUCUCCUAAAUAACUUCCGUUUUGAUUUGCCUUCUCCUAACUAUUAUUUACCACGAGUAUUUUCACUCCUGUUUUGUACAACUUUUCAUCAGUUCUUUCUGUCUCUGGCGUUAAUGGGCUUCCGUAGGAAGGACUGGGUUGUGGUUACAGAGUUCUUCUGGCACUCGUUCUGCGAGUGAUGAGGAGCAGUCCAGAGUUGGAUAUUUGUUUAUUUCUUGGAUACUAACACGGGUCUUUUGUAUGUGAUAACCCCCCCAUCCCCCCUCCUCCUGUUAUAUUAAACCAUUAUAUUGUGGUGCUAUAUAUAUUUGAUAAAAAUGACUAAAUGUAUUGGGAUUACUAUUGUCUGAAAAUAAUUGUGAGUUGAGAGGGUUAUGGUGCAAAAUUUAUUUUGGAUACAAAUGAAAAAAAAAAUCUAUGUUAAUAGUUAUAAAUCUAUUGAUAUUAACACUGACCCCUGAGGUACAUUAUUAGAUUGCAGUUUAAAGUUUGUACAUCUUUUUGAUAGUGUAUACCAGUUUCCUUUCAUAUGGUAAAUUUGUGCUGUGAUCAAGCUUUGAUAGACUUUGUAAAUAAAGCCAAAUGUUUGGAUCAUAAUAUUGGUUGUAAUGAAUGGCUUCUUUGUUUACAAGCAUUGCAAACUGUUUCCGCAUGGCUGUGAAAGUUUAUCUGGUGAUUUUUGUAAGAUCUGACUUUUACACUGAAUAAAAAGGCUUAUGAC